AUGGCAACCGGCGUCGCAGGAAGUAGUAGUACUGCAAACCAAGUUAACCGUCCAAAAACCACUCUUCAUAUUCAACCCCAAACUCCAGCACCUUGGUCCACCGGACUCUGUGACUGUUGUGAUGAUUUCUCAAGCUGUUGCUUAACGUGCUGGUGCCCAUGUGUUACAUUUGGACGAAUUGCAGAAAUUGUUGAUAGGGGAUCGACGUCAUGUGGAGUAAGUGGAGCACUGUACACAUUAAUCCUGUGUAUGACGGGCUGUUCAUGUUUGUACUCGUGUUUUUAUCGGUCCAAAUUGAGAGGGCAAUUUUUCUUGGAGGAAAGUCCGUGCACAGACUGCUGCGUUCAUUGUUGUUGUGGGGAAUGUGCCUUGUGUCAAGAGUACAGAGAGCUCAAGAACCGUGGUUUUGACAUGUCUAUUGGGUGGCAUGGGAACAUGGAGAGACAGAACAGAGGAGUUGCAAUACCUCCAGCGGUGCAGGGGGAUAUGAGCCGCUAA
Messenger RNA from Nelumbo nucifera (sacred lotus), 498 nucleotides. Its product is annotated as cell number regulator 2-like. NCBI's taxonomy places the organism in Eukaryota, Viridiplantae, Streptophyta, Magnoliopsida, Proteales, Nelumbonaceae. The record is from RefSeq and is a predicted model, not a curated record.